Molecule: messenger RNA, 2029 nt
Organism: Paramormyrops kingsleyae
Lineage: Eukaryota; Metazoa; Chordata; Actinopteri; Osteoglossiformes; Mormyridae
Source: RefSeq, a predicted model, not a curated record
CAUGGAAAUAAGGAAAGCUUGGGCUCAUAGAGUCCCUGGAGCACUUUUGAAAUUAUUAGUGUGCUGGCUACAGAUCUUCGAAUGCCUGAUGACGUGAAAAUAAACGAUAAGCACUAAAACAGAUACCCAAAUGCAUACUCAGGAUAGACGGGUAUGAAGAUGGAUAGAAAAACAUUUUCAUUGAAUGUACAUGGAACUUUCUCAUGCAAUUAAUUCAGGUGGGUCACUAAAAGCACAUAAACGACUCCAUUGAUGCAUUGAACGUCAGGCGAACCGUUGCUUCGCUCCCCCUACUCCUACUGGGUUGUCCCACUGAAGAGUCUUUCGGACUCCAGCAUUUUAAACUCCGCCGUUUUUCUGUCGGGAGGGAGCUGGGGCUGGAAACCUAAUACCGUAAACGGGUAACCUAAGUUCCGGACAGCGUGAAACAUAAACGCCGCAGGCUGCAGCUUCACCAAAAGGGGGCAUCCAGUCACUGGAUAGUGCGCAUUUCGCAUAGUUUUGAUCGGAUGAAACUAACUCAUAAGAAUAAAAGCCUAGUUCAGUUUAAUGGUCUGAGUUUACGUUAGGAGCAGAGAACAGCAGGAUGCGCGAGUUUUAUCGAAAGUAACAACUGCAUUAAAGUUGUUACUCCAUUUUUCGAUAUUAAAUUGGCAGUUCAGAGGAAUUCCAUUAGUCUUCCGCAGUUUGUGGUGAUGGAUCUCAGGAGUAGGCGCUCCUUGUCGGCGGCAGGUGGAUCCUCGGCGGCGGGUAGAACGGCUGCGCUGGCCGACUUGUUACACUGGAACUGCACUGAACUGCUGAAGCUCUACAAAGAGAAGGAGAGCUUCACUUCAGACAUCACAUUGACAAAGGAUCGCAUCAUCACCCUGCCCCCAACCUCACCCCAUCUCUCGGCGGAUGAUCGGCUGUGGAUCCUGCAUUCCGCCCUCCAUCAGUGCCUCGAGUUCCUGGAGACAGUGAUGCGUAGGGAGGAGGAGGAGUUUGGAAUCCAGGUGGGAGGAGACUACAGGAAAAUGCAAAACAUAGUGAAAGCCAGACUUGGGGAUCUCCUCCAGAGCAUGAAGCUCCUCACAAGGGGAGAGAGAGUGACGGCACUCGCUUCUCACACAGAGUCUACAGAUGGCUCAGAAAAUGGCAACAUUUUCGCGCUGAAGGUCUGGAUCUACAGGGUCCUGCAGGAACUGAUGCACUGGAUCAAGUGUGCCAGUGAAACUCUCCUAACACUGCAGUCGGAGCGAGAGACGGAGCCCAGAGUGACCAGGAGGAGAGGGGGCCAGGAGAAACGCGGAAGUGAGGGAGAGGGAGGGAGAGAGAGAGAGUGGAGGAGCAAAGUGAGGAGAAGAGCGAUGGAGGGAAAGGUUGCAAAGGGGAGGUGUAAAGCAAAAUGAAGGUAUGGCAGGCAGGCAGCCUGGAGGAGGAGUAACAGGAGCGCAGAGAAGGACACAGACUGGAGAGGAAGUAUGAGCAGACUGAGAGGCGUGUAAAAAUAUAGUAAAAAUACAGUGUAUGUACACUGGCGGCCAGAAAUUUAGGCCCCCCUCAGAUAUUAAAAAAGGUACCACUUUACAAUAAGGCUCCCUUUUGCCUGGUAAAUGGUAGUAACUCAUUAAUAAAAAAGAAAACUGUUAUAACUUGUUUUAAAUUGUCUACUAAUAAGUGCUGCAACCUUUACAAUUAGUACCAUUACUAAUCUACAAUUAAUAACCAGAUUAUAAACCAUUCAUAGACUCUUCAUAUGGUUAGCCUUAUUGUAAAGUGGCACCAAAAAAAAUACACUGCUUUGUCAAACUUUUAUUAGAAGAAAAUAUUAGAAAUGUUAACAAAAUAAUUUUUAGUAUUUUAAAGCUUGUAGUAACACAUUAUUUAGCCACAAAGGCUGAAACUAUUGGUUUUGUAGAAGACAUAUCAGGUCUGUCUUUGGUGCAUUGACACUCACUUUGUGUUGAAAUUCUAUUUACUGAUGUCAUAACCUGAUUUGCUCCUGGCUUCUCCUGAUUGUGUCUUAAUAAACUAAACGAUAAUCACA